UCACCUGAGAGCCGUCUUGCUGUAGUCCGUGUAUUUACUCGCUGACAGGCGGAUGCUACGGACGUUUUUAUCCACUGGUCCUAGUACAGAUGUAACACUGACAUUCUACGACAAUUGGAGGGAUGUAACAGUUACGUCUUACUUCCUACUGGGUAACAAAAGUGUGUUUGUCCAAAAACAGAUAACACCGGCUUGGAUGUUUAACAUUAAUAAGGAAAGUAAACACUUGUAGCAAGUCAAGUGAAUUGUAUAAGUAUAUAUAAAAUCAGCGUUGUAGUGCUGUGGUUGAAUCAUCAAUCGGAAAUAUUUUGAUGUCUGUGUCAGUUAAUAUGUACUUGAUCUUUGGAUUAAGUGUCCAGUGAGCGUGGCGAUGACUGUUACCCCGCGGAAUAUAGCUGUUGUGUAUUGUGUACAAUUCAGUGUAAACGGAGAGACAUAAAAAGCUAUCUCGUGAUUUUAAUACAGCAUUCUUCGUAAUAUAAUUUUAACACUACUGAUGUAUAUGUUCAUGUAUUGUUGAAAUAAUGUUCAUGCUCUUGAUUAAAUAUAUUAUAUAUUCAGAACAAACGUUUAAUUAAAGUGAAAAACUAAAUGAUUAAUUUAACUGCAAAAUUGAAUAAACCGUGAGCAAUAUGAAUCAGGGUGCGUAUAUUAUAUUUGUACUCGCUAUGCUAAGGCACGGAGUUGUUGAAGGUACCAAUUGUACGAACUCAUGUGAGGAUGUUCCCGAUCUCUGCUCUAAUCAUGGAACAUGUUAUCUAAACACGACAACAUGUCAGCAUGGAUGUUACUGUUCGUCAUCAUUCUCUGGUCAAAGAUGUGAACUAGUCACAGAUGAUAUUACUACUACAACGACGCUUCGACCGUCAUCAGAACGGCAGUGUGUUCUUGGCUUUGAGUGCAUCCAUGGUUACUGUGACAAAGAUGGGCCCAGCUUCAGUUGUGUUUGUGAUUAUGGAUGGGACGGAGCCUUUUGCGAAACAUUUCAAUGUCCCCUGAAUUGCCCGAACAGUGCAGACUGUGUUUUGGGUAACGAUGGAUUCCAAUGUAAGGAGAAAGUGACAACCACUAAACAACCGUUUUCAACACAACGUGCAACUCCAAAUCUUACGACAACUACCAGCUUACCGACUACGACGCUUCGACCGUCAACAGAACGACAGUGUGUUCUUGGCUUUGAGUGCAUCCAUGGUUACUGUGACAAAGAUGGGCCCAACUUCAGUUGUGUGUGUGAUUAUGGAUGGGACGGAGCCUUUUGCGAAACAUUUCAAUGUCCCCUGAAUUGCCCGAACAGUGCAGACUGUGUUUUGGGUAACGAUGGAUUCCAAUGUAAGGAGAAAGUGACAACCACUAAACAACCGUUUUCAACACAACGUGCAACUCCAAAUCUUACGACAACUACCAGCUUACCGACUACGACGCUAAGACCGAUAUCAGAACGGCAAUGUGUUCGUGGCUUUGAGUGCAUCCAUGGUUACUGUAAAAAAGAUGGGUCAGCCUUCUUUUGUUCGUGUGACGAUGGCUGGGAGGGGUUUUUUUGUCACCGCUUUAUAUGUCCGCUGGAUUGCCCAUCUAAUACAGACUGCAUUAUGGUCGGUGACACAUUUAAAUGCAAGACAAAAGAAACCACAACAACACCUUCAACAACACCUUCAAGGGAUACCCCAAGCACACUUAAACCGUCGCCUGUGUCUACCGACAAUUCCAUCGAAGUUCAUGCUUGUUCAGCAAAUUACACAAAACGGCCGUUAUCAGAAAGACAAUGCAUGCCUAACUUCGUUUGUGAAUAUGGUGUAUGUGAAAUGACUGAAGGAGACAUUGGGGCAAUUUUAGAAUGUGUCUGUGAUGAUGGUGGUUCAGGAGGACUGUGCCAAGAUCUUUGUUGCAUGCCGUGCUCAAAAUUUGGCCAUUGUAAAACUCUCUCGAAUGGGACAGAGUUUUGUCAAUGCCAGUUCAACUACGAAGGAGAUUUAUGUGAAAUGAAGGAGAAACUGUCCACCCCAGCGCCCUCUAGUACCGAGGUGGCUCUGUGGCCACUGUGGGUCAGUGCUAUCGUCCUAGUCUGCCUCAUCGUGGCGGCUGUUCUUCUGUUCUUCUGGAUGUGGCGAAACAGGGUUACUAUUGUAAUGAAGAUCGUCCAUUAUUUCCAGGCUUAUGAAGACGAUGAUGAGAAAACAUGGGAUGCAUUCGUUUCGUAUAAAUCUGCAGACAUCGAUCAGAAAUUUGUACUGAAUACAUUGUUUCCUAAACUUGAGAAAGAGCUCGGAUUUACUCUCUGUCUACACCAUCGAGACUUCUUGCCUGGAGAAACGAUUGCCAACAACAUUAUCAACGCCAUCGACAACAGCAGAAGAACCAUUCUGAUCCUGACACCACGCUACGUCACUAGUGAGUUCACUAGGUUUGAAUAUCAAGUAGCCCAACAUGAAAUGCUGAAACGUAAGCACAAGAUCAUCCCGAUACUUCUAGAGGAUAUUGCCGAUGUUAACGACAAUAUGGACCCCAAUCUAAAACAGAUAAUUAAGUCGGUUACCUAUCUUGCGUAUCCCGGCGCAGAUUCUACUGAAAAGAAAAUUGACCAUUUUUGGAAGAAACUUACCCUGUCGAUGCCGAAGAAACGAGCAACUGAAGAAAGACAGAAACAACAAAAGGAAAAGGCUGACGAAAAAGGGAAGAAAAACGUGGAUGUUGUUGAUAAAUAUCAUGAUGAUGUGGAAGGAAAACUUGGUAAGAACGGUCUUGGUAAUCCGGCGUUCGUCACAGAUGUCGUUCUGAGUGUAGAAGAUGAACAGAAAAUUCAUGAAAAUGAAAAAGAACUCAUUGGAAAUCUUAAAGGAAUCAACAUAAUCGAUUGGACACAUCUCUAAAAAUCAUUUAUCUUGAGCAUGUGUCACACAGGGGUGACUUCUUCAAACAUUUACACUUUGUUUAAUACUCAUUUACCAGGAGGUGGUAAUAUAAAAUACCGUUUUCUUCUGCAAAUAUGUAUGUCGCUAAAUACUUGUUUACCGGGAGUGUGUAAACUACGACGGACUCCCAUACUUUCUACAACGUUACAUACGUGUUUUCCUGUAGUAUGAAACACUAAAAUAAACUCUACAACGCUACAUACGUGUUUUCCUGGAGUAUGAAACACUAAAAUAAACUCUACAAUGCUAAAUUCGUGUUUUCCUGGAGUAUGAAACACUAACAUAAACUAUACAAUGCUACAUACGUGUUUUCCUGGAGUAUGAAACACUAAAAUAAACUCUACAAUGCUACAUACGUUUUUUCCUGGAGUAUGAAACACUACAAUAUACUCUACGACGUUACAUACGUGUUUUCCUGGAGAAUGAAACACUACAAUAUACUCUACAACGUUACAUACGUGUUUUCCUGGAGUAUAAAACACUAAAAUAAACUCGACAACGCUAUAUACCUUUUUUACUUGAUGAAGGUUACACACAGUGACCAAACUUCAUCAAACCGUAUAUCGGUAAAUACUCGAUUACCCGGAGAUUGCAACAUACCGAAGAGAUCUCUGCAUCGCUAAGAACUUGGAAUUUAUGACACACAGAAGCAGAUUCAACGAAAUCUACAUCACUGCACACUCGUUUACCAAGAGUAUGUAACAUACAGAACUGACCGUCAGCAGCACAUCGUGCUUAAAUACUCGUUUACUUAAAGACUCCCACAGACACUACCUUUGUAAAUACUCAUCUUGUUGUAUGCUCUAUAUACUGUAUCGAAAUUUGUAUUUCUUUGUCGUCAUUUCAACCUUGGAAAUGUUUAGAAUGAUGAUUUACAUUGGUAUUUUUUAUGAUACUCUGUUUUAAUAUUUCAAGAUCAAUACAUAUUUGUAGAAGUAUUCAUUAUUUCAUUUAAUCAAAUUUUAUUGACAAGAUGUCAUAGUCAAUUGGAUAGAAUAACAGGCAAAGCCUAUAUAUAUUCUCUCCAUCAAAUGGCCAAAGUGGAAUAAACAAUAAGACAUAAUAGUUUAGACAUGUUGGAAAUGAAAAAAUUAACACAAAAUAAUUCACAUUAACACAAGGCUAAGGGGAAGUAACUCAUGAAGGAAACAUUC
Mizuhopecten yessoensis (Yesso scallop) is the source of this 4063-nucleotide messenger RNA. RefSeq names its product neurogenic locus notch homolog protein 2-like. Lineage: Eukaryota; Metazoa; Mollusca; Bivalvia; Pectinida; Pectinidae. The transcript has 4 exons. Bases 633 to 2867 code for a protein of 744 amino acids. Gene Ontology annotation, biological process: immune response; toll-like receptor signaling pathway. Gene Ontology annotation, molecular function: transmembrane signaling receptor activity. Gene Ontology annotation, cellular component: membrane. The record is from RefSeq and is a predicted model, not a curated record.